ACCAGCACAAAGAAACCGUCGAAACGCAAAAACGUAAAAUAAUAAUAAAUUUAUUUAUAUUUGUUGGACAAAAUCAAAAUGUCAACGGACGAGGCAACAACAGACGCAAAGGCAGCUAAAAGUACUGAAAUUAAAAGUAAUGAUGACGGAUGUGUGGAUAUGUCGUUUACAAAGGAAGUUCGCAAAGCAACUAAAGAUGUUCAUAAUUUGACGGACGUCCUGAUUAAUGCUAAAUUCGCUUUCGCACUUUCGGAUGAUGAAGUUUGGUACGAUGGACUUUUGGUCUUUUACGAGUUAUAUAAAUUCUUCGAGGCAAACUUGCCCGAGCGUCUGCUUCCUAAGGAGCUUCAUCGUGUAGCUGCCUUUGAACGUGACUUUGCAUAUUUCUAUGGCGCCGACUGGCAGAAGUCGUAUGAACCGCGUCCCGCUGUCAAAACGUAUUUGGCGGCGUUGGAGAAGGUGGCGGCCAAAGAUGAGGUGCUCCUCUUCGCGUAUGCCUUUCAAAUGUAUAUGGCAUUGAUGUCUGGUGGCCAAUUGUUGCAAAAGAAACGCAUGAUUGCCCGUAAGCUAUGGAACUUUCCUAAAGGCAGCUCCGAGCAGAAACAGAAGCAGGCCGAAGCGGAGGCUGCGGCUGCAACCGAAGCUGCUGCAGCUCUCAAUGCGGACGAGGACAAUGAUUUGGUUGCCAGGCCAAUGCCGGAACAGGUUACCAUAUGCCAGGUUGGCUGUGAAGCUACAUACUUUCCAGUAGGAAUUCCCAUACUCAAAAACAAGCUACGGCGUAUAUUCAAUGAGGUCUACGGCAAAUUGGACGAUGAGAAGCGUGCCGAGUACAUCGAGGAGAGUCGCAACCUAUUCCGCAUGAACUUGGAGCUUGUGCGCACAGUCAAGGGUGUGAAUCGUGCCAAUCUGAGAAAGCUGGCUAUUGUUGUUGUCUUUAUAACCGGAAUAUAUGUGGCAUUCAAAUUGGCUGUCAAAUAAUCAAAUUGUUACAAUUCCAGUUAAUCCUUAGUCUACUCCAAUUAUUAUACAUAUAUAUUUAAUUGUUAGAUUCAAAAUAUUUAUAUUUAUACGCUUGUUUGAGAACCGCUUAACCAAAGGCAAUAAAUUACAAGUUAAUCUCGCACAAUUUCCAUUGGCUCGCAAGUUGACCAAGUUUAGUUUAGAGAGACAAUCUUAAAAAGUCCUGCUUUAAAUAAAU
Molecule: messenger RNA, 1201 nt
Organism: Drosophila innubila
Lineage: Eukaryota; Metazoa; Arthropoda; Insecta; Diptera; Drosophilidae
Gene: Ho
Product: heme oxygenase 2
Exons: 2
Coding region: 79-981 (300 amino acids)
Biological process (GO): heme oxidation
Molecular function (GO): heme oxygenase (decyclizing) activity
Source: RefSeq, a predicted model, not a curated record